GGUCACCUUGGAGCCGCAGUGUCGGUGAUAUUGCGCGGUCUUCCUCUGGCUUCUGUCGCACCCGCUGCUAUGACAGAUCAUUUCUUCCGUGCUGCGCAUGCCAUUAUCAGUGGAGGUCCCAACAUUAAAGCUCGACUGUAUUCGGAAGGUCUCCACAUUUGGCUCAUCAAAGUUAUCUUCAAGGAAUGUAGAAGAAUGCACGAAGAAGAGCAGCAGGAAUCUAGCAUGGAUCAUUCAUUUGGAACUCUUUUACGUAGCUAUGUUGAACUGCUUUGCUUAUUGCUAACUGGAAGUGGAGUGGAGUCUUUGAAACUCAAGGCAGCCAGAGAUCAUAUUUUAGUACCAUUGUUGCAAUCUACAAUUUUCCUGAAAAGAGUUCUGCUGAGACGCACACGAGCUGUUGAGGCUUCCCGAUGUUCGCUUGAGAGGCUUCUUCGUCGUGUUUCUGCUAAAGAUCCGUUGAUGUUAAUGAGAGCAGCGGUUCAAUCCCUCGAUGCAAUUGAGGACUUGAACACUAAAGCGCACAUUGUUUCCGUGAUAUUGGAUGUUCUGAAUCCAGAGCAAAAAGAAGAAGAGGAUUUCCAUAUCCAAAUUGAGAAGGAUCCGGCUCAAGAGGACUUCUUGCAGGGCAGAAUGACUGGUAAUCCCUACAAGGUUGCUGUUUUAUCAACAGAUGCUGGUCUAGGCCCGCUCAUGCGGGACAUUAAGAACAAGAUCUGUCGAGAUACUGAAAUGAUAGCACUUUUGGAAGAUGACAAUGGCAUGGAGUCAUCGCAUUGCUUAGAAUCUACACUUCAGCUACUGGUGAACAACCAAAUAAUUUCGUUAGCACUUCCCGUUAGAGCAGUGUACGAUAAACUUUGGAAGAAAACAAAUCCGGGGCAGCCUAUGGUGAUUGUGUAUAGGAUGCGAGGUUUACUUGGAGAUGCAGUGGAGACGUUUGUUUCCACUCUUGGUGAAGCUGAAGGAGGUAUGGAAAGCUGCAUUAUUGCACUGAAUUUUAUGAAGUCGUAA
Strongylus vulgaris is the source of this 1014-nucleotide messenger RNA. Lineage: Eukaryota; Metazoa; Nematoda; Chromadorea; Rhabditida; Strongylidae. The record is from the annotation of a GenBank genome assembly.